AUCUUCCUGCGAUCACGACUCGGAACCAUGAUCAGAUAAAACUGAUAAAACCCUCCUCCCAACGCCAGUAACUUUAUCCUCUCCUUUCUCACUUCCACCAUGUCUCACCAUCAGGAGCCCCUCAGAACGGUCCUUGUCACUGGAGGUGCUGGCUAUAUUGGCUCGCAUGUGGUUUACUGCCUGGCAAAGACAAGAAGAUACAAAAUAAUCUCGGUGGACAAUCACCACAACUCACAUUCAUCGGCGUUGAACCAAGUUUCUCAGCUCAUGCAAGAUGAGUUGCCACAAAACGCAACGGAACAGGAUCGACAAAGCACCGAGUUUGAUUCGUAUAAUAUUGAUCUUACGCGGUCAGAACAACUCCGAGGUGUGUUCGAUAAGUAUGGGAAAGGUGGAAUUUGGGGUGUCAUUCACAUCGCGGCAUACAAAGCCGUAGGAGAAUCCACUGAAAUUCCUUUGACCUACUACGAAAAUAACGUCUCGGCCACUGUCAAGUUGUUGCAGAUUAUGGACGAGUAUGACUGCACGAGAAUCGUAUAUUCAUCAUCAGCGACAGUUUAUGGUACACCCCCCGAUGUCCCGAUACCUGAGACCACGCGACUACAAGCAGACAGUCCCUACGGACGAUCCAAGGUCAUGUCGGAGACUGUGAUUCAAGAUCUAUGCCAGUCCCAACCAGGCCGAUGGCUAGCUGUUGCUCUCAGGUAUUUCAACCCCGCUGGUGCGCAUCCAUCCGGUCGUAUCGGCGAAGACCCCGUUGGAAAACCAUUGAACCUCCUUCCUAUCCUCGCUCAUAUGGCAAUCGGUAGAAUCGAUGAUUCGACAUUGAAAGUUUUCGGAAAUGACUACCCUACCCGAGAUGGAACAUGCGUCCGCGACUAUUUACACGUCAUCGAUCUUGCGUCUGGACAUCUUCUCGCGCUUGAUGCGUUAAUAAACAAGGAUAGUAAAGUGUUCCAUGACAAACCCCAGGGUAAAUAUAAAGCGUACAACCUUGGGAAAGGGAGAGGGCAGAGUGUGUUGGAGAUGAUUGAGGCAAUGAGGAAGGCCACUGGAUUUAACUAUAAAAGUGUUAUCGUCGGACGAAGGGCUGGAGAUGUUCCAGAUCUUACUGCUGAUCCUUCAUUGGCUGAAAAGGAACUUGGAUUCAAGGCUCCACAAGACUUGGAGACGAUGUGUAGGGAUCUGUGGAAUUGGCAAUCGAAGCAUCCGAAAGGGUUCGAUUCUACCUAGGACGGAAAUUGGGAAUUGGGCAAGGAGAGUGAUAAAAUAGCGAAGAUGCAUAGUACCGCAUCAGAGUAAUAACAAUAGUUUACACUGCCUUACCAUCUACAUGGCACCCGACGAGCUUUAAUAACCAACUGACGACAUUUCACGCGCC
This is a messenger RNA of Marasmius oreades (fairy-ring Marasmius), 1381 nucleotides long. RefSeq lists its product as uncharacterized. Gene Ontology annotation, molecular function: UDP-glucose 4-epimerase activity. The transcript has 8 exons. Gene Ontology annotation, biological process: beta-D-galactose catabolic process via UDP-galactose, Leloir pathway. The record is from RefSeq and is a predicted model, not a curated record. Gene Ontology annotation, cellular component: cytosol. Lineage: Eukaryota; Fungi; Basidiomycota; Agaricomycetes; Agaricales; Marasmiaceae. Bases 100 to 1233 code for a protein of 377 amino acids.